AUGCCGCAGCAUCACCCAACGCCCGGCGAGCUACAGCCGACGCCUGACCAUGAGCUUCUGACCGCGCACACCACUUACAAGAAGGCGCCAAAGUGGUCCUUCCCUGGGAGAUUGUCGGGAGAGAGGCCAUCGGGCACAGAGGUCGGUCACUACUCCGGUGAUGACAAACAUCGUGAUAUCAAUGGACGCUACAAACGCGACCCUUCAUGGAGCAUGCGGUCUCCAAAGGAUUUCAGGAGCUCCUCCCUCCCACCAGGCCCUGGACGGUACAACUCCCGUGAUGGUGCGCUGCGCUCUACUGCACCGUCCUGGGGUUUUGGCUCUUGCUCCAAGGAGGCGGAGAAGUGGAUCCUUGAUGGAUCCGUUGGGCCUGGGCCAGCUGCGUACGCACCAAAUCAUGGGGUGGCAUUCAAAGGGUCACCAGCCUACUCAACGGCUGGGCGCGGGAAGGACAAGUCCCGCUCUCUGGGGCCUGGUCCUGGCCACUAUGGACCUCCGCGAAGCACCCUCAGAGGCAAAGUUGGAAGGUGGGGCGAUGCUCCAAAUUUGCGGCCCAACAGCGCUCCCUUUGAUGACGGCAAGGGCCGAAGCCCAGGCCCCAACUAUAUGCCGGGAGAUGGACCCCAUGGACCGCGUUACAGCAUCGGAGCCCGACGAGAGGCAGCCAAAAUGAUGCUGGGCAGACUGCCAGGACCGAGAACCCA
Messenger RNA from Symbiodinium pilosum, 704 nucleotides. NCBI's taxonomy places the organism in Eukaryota, Dinophyceae, Suessiales, Symbiodiniaceae. The record is from the annotation of a GenBank genome assembly.